GCGGAGCCGUCUCUCCGGCCGCCGUGUGCCCGCCUGGCUCUUGUCCUGAUAUUACUCCGCUGGCAUGGAGGAGGAGGAGGGGACUGGAGCGCGCGAUCAUUGUGAUGGUGGCUGCAGCCGCCGCCGCCGAGAGCGAGCCACACAUUAGCGCGUCUGUAGGAUUUCCCUCAACACGCACGACUUUCUGAACUGCACACCUUUCUUUGUUCACGCUCGGGAGGAGGGAAUUUUCUUAACGCGCGAGAGCAGCAAAUGAACAGCACACGGCGAAUGAAAUGAAAUGCAAAGUUCACGAAACUACUACUCGGGAGCGCCUUGGCUGCGGACGGGGAAACUUUUUUUCUCUCCGAGAAGGACGGCGCGAUAAACCGGUGGACUGUUUGAUGGAGCGCUAAAGCGGCCAGAGCGCAGCCUGACGGCGGACUGAGGUCGCUCGCCUCCCGGUCGCUCCUCUGCGCUUCUUCCUCCCGGUGUCGGCUUUAAGCUGCGGGGAAACGGUGGAUGGUUGACACGGCGAUAUUCCCACAGGAACGCUGCGUUAUUUGUCGUUUCCAGUCUUUCUCCCCGGUCUCUCUAUCCAGCCAGCCCCGGUGUUGGAGAGGGGAGUCCGGGCUGGGUGGAGGUGGUGGUGGUGGUAUCGGGAAGGGGGGAAAGCUUUGACAAAACUUCUUCUUAAAAAAAAAAACCUUGUACGCAGGAGCGCAGAUGAUGAUGGGGGAUUUCUCCGGACCCGCUGCCUCUAACGGCGGCGGUGUUUGCAUCAACAGCGGCGGUAACGUGAACCUAAGCGCCGGUAGCAACACCACAACUAGUAAUAACUGUAAUAGCAAUAGCGGUGUCGGUCCUGGAGCUGGAACAGGAGCCGGUGCAGGAGCUGGAGUGCCGAAACACAGCACAGUAGUGGAGAGGCUUCGGCAGAGGAUCGAGGGCUGCCGGCGGCAUCACAACGCCUGCGAGGCCCGAUAUCAGCAAGCGCACGCCGAGCAGCUGGAGCUGGAGCGCCGGGACACGGCGGCUCUGUAUCAGCGCACCCUGGAGCAGAGGGCCAAGAAGGGCAAACAACAACAAAGCAAGCAGCAAGAUCCGAGCGAUUCCUCGGAGCAACGGAACAACACACUGAUCGCGCUUCAGGAGACCGUCAAAAGAAAAUUGGACAGUGCUCAGUGCAGAUCACCUUUAAAUGGUGACCAGAAUGGGAUCUGUGAUGGAAGCUACUCUCCAACUACAAAGAGGCUGCGUAAGGAAGGUAACAGUGGACUGGAUUCUCUGGGCACUUUGCCCAACAGUGUACCCCCAAUCUCUCCAUUACACCAAAUGGACAUCAAGCCCACGUUACCUACAGGCAACAACACGACGUCUAACAACGCAAUUGGUAAUGGUAAUGCUGGGACCAACCACAUUACAGGACGAACAGAGGAACUGGGUAAGAAUGGCGGCAUGCCGGACAUUAAACUGAACGGAUCUUUGGAUCUGGACGAUGGUUUUAGCCUUCUAAAGGACAUGAAACAAGAGCCUCUAGACGACGCAACAGGGAUCGAAUCUUCAGACACCUCGCUGUCAAAUCAGAACAAGUUGUUCUCUGACAUUAACUUGAAUGAUCAAGAGUGGCAGGAGUUGAUUGACGAUCUAGUGAACACUGUUCCAGAAGACGACAUGCAUGAUCUCUUCAGUGAAGAUUUCGAGGAGAAGAAGGAGGUUAGUGAUUUCACCCGGCCCACAACAGAGCAAACACAGAAUCUGCAAGAACCUGUACCUCCUCCAGUUGCCACAGCACCCAACAAUCCACCACAGACACAAGGCGGACAGAUGGGCUCUCCUCAGGUUCGCCCAGCUUCUUCUGGACCACCGUUUGCCACUGCCGCCAACGGCACCCCACCCCAACAGCCCUUGCAGCAGUCUCCUGCAGUUGCUAUGGCAUCUGGAUCUCCUGCUAGCUGCAUUGCUCGUUCUCCCCAAACUCCCACACAGGCCCAGACACAGACCUCCAGACCUGGGAAUGGAUUUAUGAUGAAUCCUGGUCCUGGUGUGGGUCCCCCAGGGUCAACAACGGUAGCACCAGUAGGUCCUGGAACGGGAGGAGCAAGUGGACCAGUCCCGGUUCCUGUUCCACCAACCACUGAACUCUCACCGGCUGAACAGCUAAAGCAGAUGGCAGCACAACAACAGCAACGUGCCAAGCUCAUUCAGCAGAAACAGCAGUCACAGGCAGCUAGCUGGUCCCCUGCCGGAGCACCAACAAGCCCUUAUGGUGGUCCCUUCAACCCUGAUAAACCAAAUAGCCCCAUGAUGUACCCACAAGGCUUCAAUGCCACUAAUUCAAUGGUGCCCAAACCCGGCAUGAACAACUACCUCCCACAAAACCAUAUGAACAUUAUGAACCAGCAACAGCAGCAGCAACAAUCUGCCAACAUAGCUGCUUGUUCAAGGCAUUCUGGGCAGCCGUCUUAUAACAACACCAAACCAUUAAGUCAUUUCAGCGGCGUUGACCACAUGAGUCAGCGAAUGACCCCCCCAAUGGCCAAUCAAGUCAAAAAUCCAAUGAUGCCCUAUAUGCAGGGGACAGGAGGACAGGGUGGCGGGCCACCCCCUUCUCAAGGUCCCAUGCCUGGGCAGACAGCACAUCUGACUGAAGAGCAGAAGAGGAUGAUGAUGAUGAAGCAGAAGGUGCUUGGUCAGGGUUUGCCAUACAGUGCGAUGCAGCAACAUGCACAGGAGCAGGGCAUGGUCGGGAUGCCGCGCCAGGCUGGAGGUGUCCAACCCCCUCACGGAGGUCCAGGAGGUGUGCCCUCGGCUGGCCCUAAUGGGGCGGGGCCAGGUGGUUACCUGGGCAACCAGCAGCAGCAGCAAGCAGCCAUGAUGAAGCAGAUGAUGGCUAUGGAGCAGGAGAAGAGGGUUCAGCUUCACCUGAUGGAGCAGCAUAAAGUUCAGCUCCUGCGGGAACAGAGACAACAGCAGCACCACCACCUACUGGCGGAGCAGUUACAGCAGCAGCAGCAACAGCAGCAGCAGCAGCAUCUCCCGAGGCAAAUGAGUCAAGCACAGAGAAACCCGUAUCCUCUCCAACAGUUUCAAGGCACACAGCAGGAGAUGGCGGCAAGGAACCAGGCGAUUCAGAGCAUGAGGAACGCUCGCCUCCUACAGCAGCAACAGCAGCAGAACCAAGGCAUGCUACAGAUGGCACCAGUUCAGAAUGCUGGUCCCAUGCCCACUCAGGGCGAGAUGAGCAUGGCCUAUGGAAGCCAGGCAGGGACGCAGGCAGCCAUGUACCAGGGCAUGAACUCGGGGAUGGGUCCGAUGCUCCAGCCACAGCAUCACCCCAACCAGGCUGGCAUGGCCAUGGCACAGAGACCUGCGGGCACGGGCGCCCAGGGAAUGGUGGGGGGUGGAGCUGGAAGUGGAUAUGGGCAGGGCAUGAUGAUGAACCCUGCCCUCUCUCAACAGCAGAUGAAGCAGGCUGGGCAGCCAAUGGCCAAAGCCCAAGCUCAGAGACUGCAAAGCAUGAUGGGAGCGGGAGGUCAGGUAUGGCCCCAGCAGCAGCAGCAGCAGCAGAAUAUGCAGGCCAUGAGUGGAAGGACUACAAACGAGAUGGUUGCAUUUAACAGUAACCCUGCAUACGUCAUGCAAGGCGGGCAGCCAUCAAGGAUGCCCAAGCAGCAUUUCAGCCAAGGUAUGGGUGGUCAGGGCAUGGUAGACCCACGGGCCAUAAACCCAGCAAGCAUGGGUGGACCUAUGAUGCCUCACAUGGCAGGCCAACCAAGGACCACUCAGCCACGGGGAAUGGCAAUGUCGGGUAUGGGUCAGGCUGUACCCAACAUGGCUGCUUUCGGACAGGGCUCCACACAGGCCAUGGCAGGGGCAGGACCAGGCGGAGGGGCCUAUAUGACAAGCGGGCAGUCACAAGGCUACCAACGGACAUCAAGUCAAGACUUGGGUUACAAUUAUGCUGGCCAAUCAGGGACCGGGAGUGGGGUCUCGUUUGGCCUGUCAGAAAGUGCAGAGCUGGACUCAACGGACGGUUGGAUGGAGGAAUUUUUCCCCAGCCAAUAGCCAAUGUAGAAAUUGUUUGGGGGUGGGGGACCUUUGAGAUGGACCAGAAAAGUUUUUUUUUUUUUUUUUUCUCCAUCAAAAAGGAAAAUGAAAAUCAUUUCUAGACGGCGUGUUUUUGUUUUUUUUUUUUUUAUUAUUUUUGGUUUAUUGGUACCAUUUAAUAUAAUGGGAAAAUUAUUACAUGUUGUGUAUUGUAUGUGUGAUGUCACUAUAUUUAAACCAACAAUCUCUAAGCUCUGAUUCUAGCUAGAAGCCAAGUCUCUUUAGACUUCGUCUUGCGUCCUUCGUCAUCUUUUCUUCGUCAUCUUUUCAAGACCUUUUAGGAACGACAGUGUAAAACCUAAAUUAAUUGUGAAAUAGAAAGAUUUUUUCCCCAGUGUUUAGACCAGAUGUUGGUUUUUACUCUCAACUCUGUCUGUUUAGUCAAUGAUGAAUUCUGAAAUGUGUGAGAGUGUUUUUAAAAAAAAAAAAUUAAAAAAAAACAAAAAAAAAAACAACAGCACCAUCACCAACAGUUCCCUUUGCUCUGAUAGUGAUUCAAAGAGCCAGCAGUUCCACUUCCACUGCAUUCUCUCUGCAAACAUCAUCGCUAAACACCUCACAGUCUUUACUCUCAGCACAUGCAUCACCAGUGUUUGUGUGCUUUAACUAAUCGAAGAGACUUGGCAGCUACAAAUUUGUCUCUCCACCUAAAAUCUGAAGGCUGGAGAACAUUAUGUUUUCUUGUAAGUCAUAUGGCAGCUAGGAACACAAGCAUGGCAUCGUCUCUCCCACAUGGGCCAGAAACACACAGUCCUCUAAAGUAACGUGCAGCCAAACACACAGAUUAGAUCCAACCUUCGAAAAUAACAGCUUCUACAAGUGACUUGUGGCAGUUAGAAAGGCUUUCACAUAGCAGUGUGAACACAAGAACGAUCACUUGUCUGAUCGCUUUCUAAGUUCACGAAAAAAAAAAUGCUUUUUUCCUUUUAUUCAUUUGACAGAUGCGUUUAAUUCAAAGCAUAAAGCUGAGCGUUAAGGAACUAAGAGCUUGGGUAGAAAUACUUUUCUUCUGAUAAACUAUAAUCUGAUGUUAAGUAUCAGAUUGAUACAUGAUUAGUUUGAAUAAAUUGAAUAGUUUAUAUAAAACAAGUUCUUAACGUGUUUUGCUCUGUCGGCUUUGACGCAGCGUCAUCACCUGACUUCACUCAGAGCAGAAAGCCAUCAGUUAGCGUCAGUACGUUCUUUACGACCAACCUGCGAUGGGAGAAAAGACUGUUCGGAGAUGACACGGACCAUGAAGGCUAUAUUCAUAAAACUUUAUAACUGUGCUUAUAGCGCUCCAUAAAUUUGGUAACAAUCAUUUGGUAACAAUCAACAAACAAUCGUUUUUUUGUUGGAAAUUUCAUAUUUAGGUUUUGUAACUUCUGUAAACUUUAGAAUGUGACGGAAACAAAAUUUCAAAGUAAUUACAGAGUAGGUUAAAUGGUGACUGUAGUAAAAAUUAUUAAUGGUGUGUCUAUAUUUGAAAUCUCACCAAAAAAUGCUUAGCAAUAAACAAUGAAGCUACAAAAUCGAUCCUGAGCUCGGGUUACAGUCGAGGUGGUGAUUUGCGUGUUCUUCCAUCUGCAUCUGGGUUUUUUUUCUGGUUCUCCAGUAUGUCCAUCCUCCCUAAAAACAUAGAGCAGGAGGAUGAGCUACACUAAAUUACUCCAGACCGGCGUUUCAUCCGUGAUGUAUUUCCACCAUGACUCUGACCAGGAUUACUGAAAAAUGACUUAAUUAAUGACUACAUUUAUCAACACUAGUAACUAAAUAAUUUUCACAAUAACGUCAUUUUAAACAUCUUAAAUAAAUUACAUUAAAGACUAAUGACAAUAAUUUGAAAAUGAAACCGUUUCAAACCGUAAAUAAAUUUCUCCUCAAAUUACAAUCCCAUGUUUUCACUAUUACGACAGAUUAUCUAAGUGAGCGUCAGCAGUCCUGCUUGUCACAGAUUCAUAAUUAAUUUCGAUUUAGUAAAAUAGUAUUUGAGUUAAUAAGACUUUUUUUUUUUUUAUUGACUUUUACUAUUUAUCCAAUUCCUACCAUCAUAAGCACAGUUAUGAUGAUUUAUGAAUAUAAAUUCUGACUGUUUUUUCCUUGACUGAUGUUAAAAUGUCACAGAAAUAACAAAAAAUAAACACAUUGCAGAUCGGUCCUGUAUUCAGUGACCUAGUAAGUCUUUCAAUCCAGCCUGAUUGUCUUAAGUCUCUGAGGAAUAUAAUACGCCGACUGCGUCUAUUUUCGUUUCAUCUCGUUGUUGUUAUCUGAAGGAGGAACCAUGCGCCACGUCUGCAGAGUUUCAGGACGGUGAAAGUGUUACAGUAUUGCUCUUACUAUUGUAAUAACCAUGAAUUCCCUGCUCUCUCCAUCCUCUUCCUCCUUAUAUCUCAACUUCUCCGGGACCAAGUCACACACGCAACGUAUCGUCUGUUCUGUUCUGUUCUGUUAUUUCCGUCAGUCAUCGAUGAUGAUGUUGUCUUUUCAGCUUUUAUUUUGUACUGGUGCUGAUUAUAUAUAUAUAUAUGUGAUGAAAAAAAAAGAUUCUAUAUAAAUAUUAUAUAUAUAUAUAAAUAUAUAAAUAUAUGAGAAUGGCUAUAUGUAAAUAUGUUUCUACUGCUUUAAAUACACCAGAAAAGUGUGUCUCUACUUUCUGUAAAGAUAUAACUGUUGAAGAUAGAGUAUUUUUAUUUCUUUUUUUUUUUUUUUCUUCUUCCACUUUUAAACUCAUCCUAAGCUAUACCAUUGCACUUCAGACAAUGUCUUACUACUAAUGGGUAAUGUAAACCUUCUCUGAGUUUUAUUUCGAAGGGAUUUUUUUUUCUCUAGAUGGAGAAUUUCGAGCUGUACCUAAUGCAGUGCUUUUACUAUCUUCCCUUGUACAUAGUUACGAAAAAUGUUAACAGCAGAGACUUACAAAAAGGAAGAAUUUUUUUUUUUUUAUUUGUUUGUUUGUUUUUCAGAAAAAUACAAUAAAGAGAGUUUUCUCGCUGAUCCUAUUAAAUGAAACGUGCUCUCCUUGACUUGUUCCACCUGCAGCCAAAAAGCUUGGGAAUAUGAUGGGCAGGAAAAGAAAAAGACAAAGACAGAGAAAAUGUCUGCUUCGUCUUAAAAUGUAAAAGCAGACAGAUUAGUUUUAAGGUCAAGUAAUUUUUAUAAAUGGCAUUAUAUUUUAAUUAUGUAAAGCUGCUGAUACCAAGGUAUGACAUUUUAAAAUUUGGAGCCAUUUAAUAACAUUUCAGAAAGUCUGAGAUGUUUGAGCUCUUAAUAUUACUUCUUACUUUGAUCUAAGAUGAUGUUCCUGGUCGUCCAGCAGCAGGGUCCUGCUCUCACCGAUGU
Tachysurus vachellii is the source of this 7407-nucleotide messenger RNA. It is a transcript of the gene maml3, whose product is annotated as mastermind-like transcriptional coactivator 3. NCBI's taxonomy places the organism in Eukaryota, Metazoa, Chordata, Actinopteri, Siluriformes, Bagridae. The transcript has 5 exons. The record is from RefSeq and is a predicted model, not a curated record. Gene Ontology annotation, biological process: Notch signaling pathway; positive regulation of transcription of Notch receptor target. Gene Ontology annotation, molecular function: transcription coactivator activity. Bases 706 to 4047 code for a protein of 1113 amino acids. Gene Ontology annotation, cellular component: nucleoplasm; nuclear speck.